Aspergillus ochraceoroseus IBT 24754 is the source of this 2691-nucleotide messenger RNA. Its product is annotated as putative glutaminase. Lineage: Eukaryota; Fungi; Ascomycota; Eurotiomycetes; Eurotiales; Aspergillaceae. The transcript has 5 exons. Bases 11 to 2437 code for a protein of 808 amino acids. The record is from RefSeq and is a predicted model, not a curated record.
UCGCACCGAUAUGCGACCGUCGUUCGCAGUGCUGGCAGCCGCCGUCCAGGCUGCCGUGGGCACUGCCUCCACCCUCACUCCACCUGUUCUGCCCUUGAUUGUGAGGAAUCCCUACCUUAGCACCUGGCUCGGCAAUGCGAGAGAUGUUCCAUGGUCCAAAUGGCCCAUGUUCUAUACAGGGGAGGAACUUGGUCUUUCGUUGAUGGCCCAGGUCCCCAGCACCGAUGCCGUUUACCCUCUUUUAGGGAAGCCCCAUGAAGCCCUAUCGGAAUCAUCAAACUUCAAAUUUCCUACGUAUCUUGGGGCUCAUUACGAUGCAUCGACGACUAACCUGACCUACCGGAUUGACUUAAACACCUCAUCACCCUCGUCUCCUGUCGACAUAACCGUUUCCUUUCUGUCCCCGAUCACCCCAACAUCGACUCUGCGGCAGUCGAUUCCCGCUUCCUAUAUCACAAUCUAUGUUCAAAGCGAUGUUACGGUCAAUGUCUACAUGGAUAUCAACGGUCGUUGGGUCAGCGCAGACCCAGCAAGCCAAAUCACCUGGCAGUACGACAACGGGCUAGGCUCUGGCAACAAGCCGACGCUCCAAAGAUGGCGGCUCCAAAGACAGUCACAGUUAUUACUGUCUGAGAUCCGAGAUCGAGCCGAAUGGGGCACUAUUCACUUCACUGCACCGGCGGAUGUUCAAUACCAAUCGGGGCCGGCCCCGUUAGUGAGACGGGCGUUUGCGGCGAAAGGCUCCUUGACAAAUGUCAACGAUGCCACCUUUCGUGCGAUCAGGGAUCGGGAACCAGUCUUUGCCUUCUCCAAGUCCUUCGUGCCCUCUCGUAAAUCAGGACCAGUCAGCGGCAGUGUAACCUUCACCAUUGCCCUGAUCCAGGAUCCAGUCGCCCAGUUCGCCUCAUCCCGUGGUCUCACUCUGAUGCGACCUCUCUGGAAGGCCUGGUUUGGAAAUGUCGAGUCUUUGCUCACCUUCCAUUAUAAGGAUUUCACCAAUGCCGCACGCCUGGCCUCUGAUUAUUCGACCCAGCUAGCCCACGAUGCCUACCAAUCCGGCGCUCAGGAUUAUGUCGAUAUUGUUGCGCUCUCUGCACGGCAAGUUAUGGGUGCGACAACCUUUUCUGGCACCCCAGACGACCCAAUCUUGUUCCUGAAAGAGAUCUCCUCCGACGGAAACUUCCAAACCAUCGAUGUCAUCUUCCCAUCAUUCCCCUUCUUCCUGUACACCAACCCGCGCUGGCUGGCAUAUCUCCUAGAACCUCUGAUAGAACAUAUGCUGAGCGGACAAUACCCUAACACGUACGCCAUGCACGAUCUGGGAACCCACUUCCCCAACGCCACUGGCCAUCCAGAUGGAAAUGACGAGUACAUGCCCGUGGAGGAGUGUGGGAACAUCCUCAUCAUGGGUCUAGCGGUGGUAGACUCGUUGCUCUACGAUAAGGAUUCUGCUGCAUCUUCUAUUUGGUCUGCUCAGGGCGAAUCCACGACUCCAAUGUCUGGCGAAACUGCAGGGUAUUUCCCCCUGAACGAGUUCCAGGUUCUUUCUGGAAUCGACAAGCAAGAUGGAAAGUGGGGAGGCGGUGCGCUGGGACGGAGCCAGGCACAAAAAUGGAUUCAGCGUAGUUACAACCUUUGGACCCAGUGGACUGGCUAUCUGGUAGAGUUCUCUCUAGAACCUGCUAACCAACUCUCUACGGAUGAUUUCGCUGGCUGGCUCGCGCUCCAGACGAAUCUAGCCCUAAAAGGCAUCAUCGGCAUCAAGGCUAUGAGCAAGCUGGCUGAAGUAGGUGGAUACCACGAUGACGUCUCAUACUAUAAGAACAUCUCCGACACCUACAUCGCCAAGUGGGAAGAGCUCGGCAUGUCGCGAGACGGAUCGCACGCCAAACUCGCCUAUGACUGGUACGGAUCCUGGACAACUAUCUACAACCUCUAUGCCGAUGCGCAACUCUGCUUCCACCUCGAAGGCACUAGCCUCGACCCAUCAUCCACUUACCAAGACUACGACCAACAACAGCCGCUCAAGCCACCCAGUCCAUCCGCGCCCACCUCCAGCCCAGGCUUCGUCCCUCAUCACAUCUACACCAAGCAAUCUGCCUGGUACCACAACGUCCGUCAAAAAUACGGCCUCCCCCUAGACAGCCGCCAUCUCUACACGAAAACAGACUGGGAGUUCUUCGCCGUCGCCGUGGCCAGCGAGUCUGUGCGCGCCGAGAUCCUCGAGUCCGUCGCCAAAUGGGUCAACGAGACCAACACAGACCUCCCCUUUACGGAUCUCCAUAACACGGAAGGCAGCGGCGGCUUCCCCGGUCCGAAUUUCUUUGCCCGCCCUGUGAUUGGUGGCCACUUUGCUUUUUUGGCCUUGCAGCGGGCUUGUAAUGGCAGCGCCAUGGAGGGGCUCGCGUUUUUGGAUGAGAUGCAUGAUCGAGGUUGAGAACCUAGUCGAUGUGAAUGGUAACAAGCAUGAGUCUGGCUUUGGGUCUGGCUCUGGCUCUGGCUACGUACGGUUCUAGGGGUGAUGACUUGUAACGGUGGCUCUGGCUGUCUCGUAUUGUAUCUUGUUUGGUUAGAUGUGUGGCUGACUCGUUGGAUAUAUAUAUAUAUAUAUAUAUAUAUCUGGAUCUAUAACUACGUAUGUACGUAUGUAUAUAAGUAUGCAUGUAUGUAUGUGCGGACAGCAUCUCCACG